GCCUUCCGCCGCCGCUAUUUGCUUCCUCCUCCCUCUUAACCUUUGUCACUCCUCCGCCUACUGACGACCACUGCACUGAUCGCCGAUCGCUGAUCCCCCUCCGCCUCCUCCUUCUCUUCCUUCUGCAGCCAACAGGUGAGUGAAUGUGAACUGAUCAGCCUUUGCGGAUUCGAAUCAGCAAACAAGGUUGCGAAGCUUGUCUCUUUGGAUCUCCUCCCCCUUGUACUCAUCCACUCAUUCACUUCUUGCUUCCUUACCUCUGCUCCACCGCUGCUCUACUUCUACUCCUGACCAAACACAGAUCCGAUUUAAUCGACACACCACAUAUGCCCAGCAUGAGCAUGCCUCAGCAGCUGCCUCCUGUCAAGCAGGAGCCCUACAUCAAGACCGAGCCGCUGUCGCAGCUGCCCAGCGUCUCGCAGCCCUACCACCCUCAGCCUUCGUUCUACAGCCAGCAGCAACAAGAGUCCCAGGCCAAGGGUGAGCUAACUCCGUUGCCCAAUGUCUCCCAGCCAUACCACCCUCCGCCUCCGUUCUGCCAGCAGCAGCAACAGCAACAAGGGUCGAGCUACUCUUCGAACCACCAGUAUGGCCAACAGUCGCACCAGUCUUACUCCUCCCCUUCUUCGUCUUCGUCCUCGAAUGGCCCCAUGGCUUCAUUCUCGAACCUGGCUUCCUCAGGCAACUACAACCUCAGCAGGCACAUCAUGGCCAUGAACAUGCACCAGAACCCCGCAGUCUCCUCGGCCUCCACAGCUGUUCCAAGCGGCACUACCACGCCCGUGGUCCCUAAUACACACCUCAACACCAGUGCCUUCUCCAGCGCUCCAUCAUCGCCUACGCUGAACAAUAUGCAGUACCAUCCCAAUGGUGGCAACUCGCACCUGAACAGCAAUGUGAACAGCAAUGUGAACAGCAACAGUAACAGUGGAAGCAAUAGUCCCUAUGUUCAGCAUCAAUCCUACGCAUACCAGAGUCAACAACAACAGCAACAGCAGCACUCGUACUCACACCAGACCAGUCAUUCCAGUGAUCUGAACUCGAACAACUAUUACAAUUCUUCGCCACCUUAUGCGUCUCAGCAGCAGCAGCAGCAGCAGCAGCAACCGCAGCAGUCGCAGCCCCAUCAUGGCGGCGCUAAUGUUGGUGGUAAUGCAGCCCAUGUCCAGUUCAGUUCGACCGCACCUUCGCCGAUGCGUCAGCAUCAACAAUCCCAAUAUGCAGCCUUGGUGCCUCCGCUAUCUGAUUCGCAGUACGCACAGUACCGUCAGCUGCUUGGUUCGUCUGCAUUCAGCUCGACCCAGAGUACGCCUUAUCACUCGAACCACUCGACUCCCUACAGCUCCAUGCCGGGGUCACCGACGCACGAGUACCAGCAAUUGAAUGAGGCCCAGCUCUCACAAAAACCCAAGCGUCGCCAGGUCAAGAAUGCAUGCGGUAAGUCUUGUUCUUUCGUCCUCCUUGAAUCAUAAUGUACUCGUCCCUGUUGGGUUCGUUAUUACGAUUGAAUUGCUGAUUAUUUAUGGGCUGGUGUACUCACCAACAAUGUAUCGCCACAAACAAACAAAAAAAAAAGAUGUUUAUUGAGCAACAACGUGGGUGUGGGACAUGACGCUGGUUUGAUUGAGGAUUUCGUUUUCUCGUACUGGCUGAGAAUGAACCCUCGACUCUAUUCAAGAGAUUAUUCAAUCCUGGGAAAAAAAAAAUUCUCUCUAUAUUUAUCAGCAGGUCUUUCUUAUUGUGUGAUUCACUCAACUCAAAAGGGGAUCACCUCAUUGC
Molecule: messenger RNA, 1779 nt
Organism: Gamsiella multidivaricata
Lineage: Eukaryota; Fungi; Mortierellomycota; Mortierellomycetes; Mortierellales; Mortierellaceae
Exons: 1
Coding region: 327-1472 (381 amino acids)
Source: RefSeq, a predicted model, not a curated record